This is a messenger RNA of Acyrthosiphon pisum (pea aphid), 628 nucleotides long. Its product is annotated as cell death abnormality protein 1. Bases 81 to 512 code for a protein of 143 amino acids. The transcript has 3 exons. NCBI's taxonomy places the organism in Eukaryota, Metazoa, Arthropoda, Insecta, Hemiptera, Aphididae. The record is from RefSeq and is a predicted model, not a curated record.
UUAAUAAUUAAACAAUUUCAGGUUGUGGGGAAAACUCUUAUGGAUCCGACUGUAAAGGAGUAUGCUCUAUACAGUCUGAUAUGUGUCGUGGUAUGUUCAUGUGUACAAGUUAUGGAUGUACAUGCCCAACGGGACUAACCGGUCCAUCGUGUAACGAAGAAUGUACAAUGGGUACAUAUGGAGCUGAUUGCAAACAAACUUGUUCUGAGAAUUGUCUUAAUGAUAUGUGUGAUAAAUAUACAGGUAUCUGCUUAGAUGGUUGUUCAGACGGAUAUAUACCACCACAUUGCAGUGAAAAAUAUCCAUACUUCAUUAACCCACCUACACUGCGUUUUGCCAAUUACGAUGCGAUUGAACUAGAAUUGGAUUUUCAAGAAAAUAAUAUAAGAGGAGGAGACAAAAUUAUAAAGCCAAAAUAUUAUCAAUUAUUGUAUAAGGUUAUUGCAAUUAAUACAAACAUUUUUGAUUUUUAUUUCUACAUAAGCCAUGACAACGCAUACGUCAUGCAAUAAUGUAUCUUUCCGUGUAUCAAAUUAUAUUAUACUAUUUUUUUUAACUAUAAAUUAAAUAGGAGAUAACGUUUUACAAUAUACGAUUUUUCAAGGUUGGGCAAGUUAAUGAUUUUUUU